Messenger RNA from Aspergillus pseudonomiae, 1362 nucleotides. RefSeq names its product OST3/OST6 family protein. Bases 123 to 1100 code for a protein of 325 amino acids. The record is from RefSeq and is a predicted model, not a curated record. Gene Ontology annotation, cellular component: oligosaccharyltransferase complex. The transcript is spliced from 4 exons. NCBI's taxonomy places the organism in Eukaryota, Fungi, Ascomycota, Eurotiomycetes, Eurotiales, Aspergillaceae.
AACCUGACCACUGUCUCCAAGUACAUGGAUCGUUCCAUUGUAUAUCACCCAUUGAUUUGUUGACAAUCGUUCCUUGCAGACACCACAUUCCUGCUGUAGUGUUAUAUUUUUGACAUGUCAACAUGAAAUUGUUUACUCUCAUCAUCGCACUCUUCUAUAUUGUAUCUAGCGCUUGCGCGAGCCCGGAGUCUAGCAAGUUCGAAAGAUAUCAGUCUCUCUCUCGCUCCAUUCCCAUUGAUUUGGAUGACUCGUCGUAUGAAGACUUGACAUCGAAACCCCGAGAUUAUCAUGUUGCGGUACUUUUAACGGCUGGUGAAGCUCGCUAUGGGUGCAUCUUAUGUCGCGAGUUCCAGCCGGAAUGGGAGCUCAUCUCGCGAAGUUGGAACAAGGGUCCCAAACCCGAUGGCCUCAAAAUGCUUUUUACCACCCUUGACUUCAGUAAUGGCAAAGCAACUUUCCAAAAGCUGAUGCUCCAAACUGCACCAGUUCUUCUUUUGUUUCCUCCAACUGUUGGACCCUUCGCUAAAGUUGAUGAUGCUCCCGUUAGAUUCGACUUCAGUGGUCCAAUCUCUGCUGACCAACUUUACGUGUGGAUCAAUCGUCAUCUUCCAGAGGGACCGAAGCCACCCCUUGUUCGCCCCAUUAACUACAUACGACUCAUUUCUGCAGUGACAAUCUUAAUGGGUGUUUUAACCUUGUUCACUGUUCUGUCACCAUAUGUUUUGCCAAUUAUACAGAAUCGAAACUUAUGGGCCGCAUUCAGCUUGAUUUCCAUACUAUUAUUCACAAGCGGCCACAUGUUCAACCAUAUCCGCAAAGUGCCAUAUGUUGUUGGUGACGGCAAAGGUGGCAUUAGCUACUUUGCGGGUGGAUUCUCAAAUCAGUUUGGAAUGGAGACACAAAUUAUUGCUGCCAUCUAUGCCAUCCUUUCCUUUGCGACAAUAGCUCUCGCGAUGAAAGUUCCCCGUAUCGCGGAUACUAAAGCGCAGCAAGUGGCUGUGCUAAUCUGGGGAACUGUAUUAUUUGGUAUGUACAGCUUUCUUCUGAGUGUCUUCAGGGCAAAAAAUGGCGGGUACCCUUUCUUCCUGCCUCCGUUCUAGUUCAAGCCACAGUCGCAACGCUAGUCGUCUCUUCCACCAUAGUUUAUCCAAUGAUUGCAUUGAAAGAAAGAGAUUGUGGCCUCGGCGAUUACUUGAGCCAACAAUACCUGAUUACGACCUCUGGAGCUAGGAAUUGAAUUAUAAGAAAAACUACGUUUCGGCUUUCUCGAUGGCAACGAAGUGUAAUAGUGUUACAUCCUGGCUAUGUACCCCUGAACGCACAUGUGCAUAAUUAUAGCUAGCUGGAAUAAGGUUAGCUGGU